AACCUCCUCUGCAGCUUCAUUUCCCUCCCCAGGGCUGCUAGAGUUUAUCUCCCUGAAUUUGGCUAGGAUUGAUUAAGUCCUUCCUGCCUGAACCUCAGGGAAUAAGAAAGCUCAGAUUACUAACUGGUCCUACUUUCUAUGCCAAGUCCCCAAGAUAUCCCUGGUUAGAAAAGUAUUGGUGAGUGCCUGGGACUUCUUGAAGAUUGUCCGGCAGGCGUGGGAUUCCUUCGGAUAUGGUCCAUAGUGCCGUACUGGCCUGGGUCUGGGCCCUGGCUCUGGGAGUGGUCCCAGGGGUCCAAGCUGGCUGUGCCGAUCUCGGUCGCUGCUGCCAGGGCCGGGACUUGACUUGCGUCUCCCGGGGCUGGACAGCGGCAGGUCCCUCUCUGGAGCCCCAGCCCUGCUACUGCGACCAGGCAUGCAGCGGAGCAGGGGACUGCUGCCCGGAUUAUGGGAGUGCCUGCCCAGCUGUGACCUGCGCAGUGUCAGAGUGGAGUGGCUGGAGCCGGUGUAUUGAACCCUGCACUGUCACUUUUCGAGUUCGAAGGAGAGAAGUUCUAAGAGAGCCAAGGAAUGGCGGUGGUCCCUGCCCUGCACUGGAGGAGAGGGCUGGUUGUGUGGAAUACUGGAGUGAUCAGGGUGUGGAGUGCAAACAGGCCCUGAUCCCAGCUCUCAUAACCACUGGGGCCUUCAGGACUUGGAGGAAAAAAAGGGCCGUGGCCCUUGAGAGAAAGUCAGCUGGGUAUUGUGUCAUGUUCGAGCUUGUGACCAUCACUAUGGGCUGCUUUCAGACAAGAGCCCCCUACACUCAGUGGAUGAGGUAUCUCAGCCAAGGGCACACGCUCUGUGUGUUGUGUGAGCCACCUGCACUGGAUAUGAGAAGCCUUCGGUGCUAUGGGGAUGGUGAAGGAUCCAGAGGGGACCAGCUGCUUCAGUGGCAGGCCGUUGGCAAUCCCAGCUGUAGAGGGACCUGGAAGAGAUUUCAACAGCUGGAAGCCUGCUCCUGCCCUGAUGUCCACAGCUUCCUGUUUGUCUAGGGGCCAUGAACUUCUGCUAUCCACCCACAGAGAGCCUCUGAGCUUUGGGAUAAUGGCAGACAGUAUUCUCUCCAUAUCUUCCCCUCUCCCA
This is a messenger RNA of Sarcophilus harrisii (Tasmanian devil), 1125 nucleotides long. RefSeq names its product somatomedin-B and thrombospondin type-1 domain-containing protein-like. Lineage: Eukaryota; Metazoa; Chordata; Mammalia; Dasyuromorphia; Dasyuridae. The coding region runs from base 234 to 1034 and encodes 266 amino acids. The record is from RefSeq and is a predicted model, not a curated record. The transcript is spliced from 6 exons.